Hirundo rustica (Barn swallow) is the source of this 997-nucleotide messenger RNA. It is a transcript of the gene SNCG, whose product is annotated as synuclein gamma. Gene Ontology annotation, biological process: synaptic vesicle endocytosis; synapse organization; chemical synaptic transmission. NCBI's taxonomy places the organism in Eukaryota, Metazoa, Chordata, Aves, Passeriformes, Hirundinidae. The transcript is spliced from 5 exons. The coding region runs from base 247 to 645 and encodes 132 amino acids. Gene Ontology annotation, cellular component: cytoplasm; axon terminus; neuronal cell body. The record is from RefSeq and is a predicted model, not a curated record. Gene Ontology annotation, molecular function: cuprous ion binding.
AAUAUUUCAGUAUCAGCUGUACGCGGGCAUUGGCUACACUGCAGCACACUUCAUCAAUAAGAGCCAGCGAGGGCUCUGAGCUUUGCCACACUGCCUUCAUCCAGCACAGGAGGAAGAGCAGAGGCAGAGCCUGCCAGGGAAGCCGAGGGUAAGGCUGCAUCUCGCAGUCCCAGCCUCGGGGUGGUUUUUGCUGCUUUCGCUCCCUCGUUCGGAUCACCCCAGAUAAUUCCCUAACAAGCAACAAGAAUGGAUGUCUUUAAGAAAGGUUUCUCCAUUGCUAAAGAAGGUGUGGUGGCUGCUGCAGAAAAGACCAAGCAGGGAGUGACAGAGGCUGCAGAGAAGACCAAAGAAGGGGUAAUGUAUGUAGGCACCAAGACCAAGGAGGGAGUAGUGCAAAGUGUGACCUCAGUUGCUGAGAAGACCAAAGAGCAGGCCAACGUGGUGGGAGAAGCUGUAGUAGCCAGCGUGAACACAGUGGCAAACAAGACUGUAGAAGGAGCAGAGACCAUCGUGGCCACUACAGGAGUUGUAAAAAAGGAGGACCUGGCAGCGCCGCAGCCGCCCGAGCAGCCCAGGGUGGAGGGCGAGGGGGCCCCGGCCAGCGCCGGAGGAGAGGGUGAAAUUGAAGGUGCUCCAUCAAGUUAGGGAAUUCUUGCUCAAAAGAGACCAUUCCAAGAGCAUACAUGGAAGUUUUAGCUGACACCAUAACAGGAAAAUCCCACUGUCCAUAGACUACUUUGAGCUCUGUAGUCUUGCACUUGCCUCAUAAGCCAGUCGUACUAUAUAUGUAAGCCAGACUCCUUUAACUGUAAGUAACGUGCAGGUGUGUACUGGGCUGUGUGUCUUUCCCAACUUCCCUCCUGGCCUCCCAGUUGCUUUGUAUAUUUUGGUUGGACUCACAAAUCUGUGUCUUGCAUCCAUAUGCACUGGCACUUGGGAUCUCUAGGCAUUGUGGAUUUUUUUUUUUUUUUUUAACUAAUAAAAAGUGUUUGAACAA